Messenger RNA from Electrophorus electricus (electric eel), 3040 nucleotides. It is a transcript of the gene sox8a, whose product is annotated as SRY-box transcription factor 8a. Gene Ontology annotation, molecular function: RNA polymerase II cis-regulatory region sequence-specific DNA binding; DNA-binding transcription factor activity, RNA polymerase II-specific. Lineage: Eukaryota; Metazoa; Chordata; Actinopteri; Gymnotiformes; Gymnotidae. Gene Ontology annotation, cellular component: nucleus. The record is from RefSeq and is a predicted model, not a curated record. Gene Ontology annotation, biological process: neural crest cell development; negative regulation of transcription by RNA polymerase II; morphogenesis of an epithelium.
CCAAGUUGCACAGCGAGAUCACAACUGAAGGGCUGAGCGAGAUUCAAUUGCUCGGAACAUUAUCAACAAAAUUCACACUCCAGGAUUCUAAAACCUUUCCUGCAGUGUAACGUAUGUGACAACAUUUUGGCGUAAAUUUGUUGACGUGCAGUUCACUAAGUGAAACACGAGACGGAUUUUACCACCUGAAACUGGCCAGAGGACAAAAUGACGGAGGAGCACGACAAGUCUAUCACAGACCCACCUUGCAGUCCGACAGGUACGUCCAGUUCAAUGUCUCAAGACGAGUCGGACUCGGAUGCCCCGUCUUCACCGGCCGGAUCGGACGGGCAUGGAUCGCUGAACUCUGGUCUUUGUAAAAAACUAGAUGAUGAUGAUGACAGGUUCCCAGCAUGUAUCAGAGAUGCAGUAUCGCAAGUACUUAAGGGAUACGACUGGUCACUUGUACCGAUGCCGGUGAGGGGUAACGGUACGCUCAAAACCAAGCCUCACGUCAAACGGCCAAUGAAUGCUUUUAUGGUGUGGGCACAAGCAGCACGAAGAAAGCUUGCAGAUCAGUAUCCACAUCUGCACAACGCUGAACUCAGCAAAACUCUGGGGAAGCUGUGGCGCUUGUUAUCAGAGAAUGAAAAGAGACCAUUUGUAGAGGAAGCAGAGAGACUGCGGGUCCAGCACAAGAAAGAUCACCCCGAUUACAAGUACCAGCCAAGACGUCGGAAGAGUGUGAAGCCAGGGCAAAGUGACUCCGACUCUGGGGCUGAGUUGAGCCAUCAGAUGUACAAAACUGAGCCAGGAAUGGGCAACCUGGCUGGGUUAGCUGAUCAUCACCACCUUGACCAUUCAGGUCAGCCACAUGGGCCACCUACACCACCAACAACCCCAAAAACCGACCUCCAUCAUGGACCGAAGCAAGACCUGAAGCACGAAGGUAGGCGACUCCUGGAUGCAGGGCGCCAGAACAUCGACUUCAGCAACGUGGACAUCUCCGAGCUCAGCACGGAUGUCAUCGGCAACAUGGAGGCCUUUGAUGUGCAUGAGUUUGACCAGUAUCUUCCAGUGAACGGGCACGCUGGAGCAGCAGCCCCUUCCAUACCCUCGGAGCCUGGCCAUGGGCCCAACCCCAACGCUUACACUGUGUCUUACAGCCAUGCCGGCGCUGGCUGGAGCCGCAAAGGGGCCAUAGCCUCUGCCACCUCCUCCUCCUCUCCCGCUGGUGCAGGAGACGUGGCCCAGCAAAGGCCUCACAUCAAAACGGAACAGCUGAGCCCCAGCCACUACAGUGAGCACUCACAUGGGUCACCAUCGCACCCCGAUUACAGCUCAUACGGCACCCAGAGCUGCGCUGCCUCUUUCCCCAGCUCCCAGUGUGACUAUGCGGACCUGCAGACCACCAACUACUACAGCCCAUAUUCUGGCUACACCUCCAGCCUCUACCAGUACCCCUAUUUCCACUCCUCACGGAGGGCUUACGGGGGCCCUAUCCUCAACAGCCUGUCCAUUCCCCCAUCUCAUAGCCCCACUGCAAACUGGGACUCGCCAGUUUAUACCACCCUGUCAAGGCCUUGAAUGCUUCUCCCUCUGUAAACUUUGUCCAUACUCUGGAUGCACUUAUGAAGGAAUAGAGGUAGCUGAGAAAAUUGUGGGGACAUUUGCCCAGCUAUGAGAAGAAAAAGACGAAAAAAGUGCCUGCUGAUUUUGUACAAUUGAUCAUAACUCCCCCAACACACACCCACACACACACACACAGCCAUGAACAUGAUGUAUUGGUGCCUGCACAGCAUGUGGAAAUCCUUGGUGAGGACCACCUGUCACUGGUCCUCUCCCUGCAUACAGGCCUGCACUCCUAUGGUUCAACUUCUCUUUUUUAGUGACUAUGUAUAUGCCCUCAGUUGUGUUGGAGUGAAGUACACAAGCAAGCCAAAUCCUUUUACAAGGCAGAUGGAGAAACAAAUACACGUGCACUGGGACCAAUUAUUUUAAAAAUAUGAAGCAGCAAUGUUUGCUACAGAGUCAGCUGUAAAACCUCUCACCAUCAAUUGGUCACUCACUUCUUAAUUUUAAUCAGAAAUGUUUUCUUUUUGCUUAGAGAUAUUCCCUAUGUAUUUAUGUUAAUUGUGAUAUCAUUUUUUGUGUGUUUCAGUUGUAUAGAUGUAAAAAGCUUUUGGGGGUUGUGAAUUGGUGGGGAUGAUAAACUAGUACAGACAAAUAUUGAAUUUUGUGCUGAUUUCACAUCAUUUGUAUUAUUACAACGCAUUCCUGGAAAGAAAAUAAAACCACAAUGUUCAUUCCAUGUUAUUCAGAAAAAUCAACAGAUUCAGACCAAUGUAAUACCACGUGAUAGAACAGGUGCCUGCAUGCUUAUCGAAUUGCAAUUAGUCAUGAUGUUAUGGUAAAGGAAAUGUGGAAAGAUAACACCGAAACACAGUGAGUGACGCGUCAGCUGUACGGUGGGGUUGGGUGAUAUGGGGCAUCGCGACUCGCACAGGUUGGCCAUUCCCGCGUUGCUCACGAACGAGCUGACGUAGCACUUAAAAAACAUACCCGGAAUUCUAAUCUGUUCACUGAAGAUAAAUUGAAUAAUUAUUUGCCACAUAUUGACACAAACAGUAUAGAAAUACGUGCAAGUACGUGCUGCCUUUGCGUGAUUUUGAUUGCCUCAGUCUUGCGUGAGCUUAACGCAAUUCUUUUUCCCGUUCAUUUUAAACCUGUUGCUUCAGAAAUGUCCUACCGGCUUCUUAUUUGAUGCCAUUUAAAUUCAUAUCAUAUUUUUAAAAACAUGUUGAUUGCUUUCAGCUGUGAAAAUCAAACAUUGUUCUCUGUACACUUUCCCUGUUGUUCCAUUUAAAAAAUACCCGGCUAUGAGGUUUUUGGUUUUGUUUUGUUUGUUUGUUUGUUUUUUGUGUGUUUGUGUGUGUUUGGGUGUGUGUGUGUGUGUGUGUGUGUGUGUGUGUGUGUGUGUUAACAAGUGCAUUUUUACAAGAAGCUAACCUUAAUUGCUGGCCAUAUCUGUGAAAAAUAAUAAACCUUUUUUCGUCUUGAA